CAUCAUCGGUGUCAGUUGGUUGGGUGGUUUUUUUCUUUAUUAUUUUUACAUUGCUUUGGACUCAUGGCUCUUAUACACUUCUUUGUACUCUUUUGCGAGGCGUCACUACCAAUAGAUGGAUGGGAUAUCUUGUGAAUUGUUUCUGUCCCUUCUGAUUCUCACUUCAGUGUCUGAUCUCCUGAUCACAUUCCCCCUUCUCCUCUCGGAACAUCUCCUAUCUCCUAUCUCCAAACCUGAGCAGCGGGGUUCGCUGCCCAGCUUUCGUGGUCCUUGUAGCCACGAGGAUGAAAAAUACCGACUACCAUUCUUGCUUCCGAUUGUUUUCCUUCUUUCCAUUCUGGGUUACAUUGAUAGACCUGACUUUUGUUCCUUCAUUCUUCGCUAUUUUCGCUAUAGACCACCUCGAGCAGGACGAGAGGAAUUACAACAAUAUACAUCAACCUUAAUUGGAAACAAUACAUAUCAUGGGCCCACUUUAGUAUCCUUUAGUACAGUUCUUUGUAUUUCUGUAGGCUUCGUAACACUUGCGAAACCGGUUCUGGCACUGAGACGAUAGCCUGGAAAGGUCUGGCCCGUGUCAGUUGGCCAUGGGGAGGCCGCGAUCGCGUGAUCCGGAUUGGCAAGUCAAUCAAGGAG
Molecule: messenger RNA, 636 nt
Organism: Aspergillus brunneoviolaceus CBS 621.78
Lineage: Eukaryota; Fungi; Ascomycota; Eurotiomycetes; Eurotiales; Aspergillaceae
Exons: 1
Coding region: 116-556 (146 amino acids)
Source: RefSeq, a predicted model, not a curated record